Messenger RNA from Malus domestica (apple), 3019 nucleotides. RefSeq names its product U-box domain-containing protein 6. NCBI's taxonomy places the organism in Eukaryota, Viridiplantae, Streptophyta, Magnoliopsida, Rosales, Rosaceae. Gene Ontology annotation, molecular function: protein binding; ubiquitin-protein transferase activity. Gene Ontology annotation, biological process: protein ubiquitination. The record is from RefSeq and is a predicted model, not a curated record.
GAAUAACCAAAAAAAUCCAAGGAAUUCGCUCCUCUAUUUUUGAAUCUUACAGACCUAAACUAAUGAAAUGGGAAUGUACAUAUCGUCGACGAAACCCUAAUUUCCCAUUCGGUUGCUGCAAUUUUCCCAAAUGCUCGUUUAUGAAGCCUCCAUAGUUCCUCUCCGCUUUGUUUUUCCGGUACUCAGCUCCCUCCCACAGACCCUAGCUGCUCGAAAAGAUUUCCAAUUUUUCGAUUCUGUCAGCGGCAUUGAGCUGUAAAUUCCCAAUUUGGUAUCCUAAAUCCCGCCUUUUGGGUGCUUCUGUUCCGCAUCUGAAUCGUAAGCAAUUGGCGCGUUGUGGUUGUAAACUCUUCAAAUUUAGUGCACGGAGCUUCUAUAAUUGCGGGGUUCUCCUCCAUUUCUCAUCUCUCUCUCUGCGCAUCCAAGUUUGGAGUUUUGGGAUUGGCCAUGGUUGUUUCUGAGAAGAUGUUUAAAGUUGCACCAUAGUUUUUCAAGUGAGUUUGAAUCAUGGAUAUUACUGAGGUUGAAGAAAGCUUAUUUGCGGCCAGCGAUGCCAAGUUGCAUGGAGAGUUGUGCAAGGCACUCUCUGGAAUUUAUUGCAAAAUAAUGUCAAUAUUUCCUUCUUUGGAAGCAGCGCGACCUAGGAGCAAGUCUGGUAUCCAAGCUUUAUGUUCAUUACAUGUAGCACUUGAAAAAUCUAAGAAUGUUCUUCAGCAUUGCGCAGAAUGUAGUAAACUUUACUUGGCUAUAACCGGGGAUUCUGUGCUCUCAAAAUUUGAAAAGGCAAGAUGUGCUCUCAUGGAUAGUCUUAGGCGUGUUGAAGACAUUGUUCCACAAUCUAUUGGUUGUCAGAUUGAAGACAUUGUUAGUGAACUUGAGGGUACUGUGUUGUCACUUGAUCCCUUAGAGAAGCAAGUCGGUGAUGAAAUAAUUGCGCUACUCCAGCAAGGGAAAAAGUUCGACAACUGUAAUGACAAUAAUGAGCUGGAAUCUUUUCAUCAGGCUGCCACCAAACUUGGUAUUACCUCUUCCAGGGCAGCUCUUACUGAGAGAAGAGCUUUAAAGAAAAUCAUCCAAAGAGCCCGUGCUGAGGAAGAUAAGCGGAAAGAGUCAAUUGUAGCUUAUAUAUUACAUCUUAUGCGAAAAUAUUCCAAGCUGUUUAGAAGUGAAAUCUCAGAUGACAAUGAUUCACAAGGUUCUGCACCUUGUUCUCCCACUGUACAGGGUUCUAUUGAGGAUGCUGGGCCCGGUGGCAAUGGUCAAGCAUUUGAUCGACAAAUGUCAAAUUUUAGUUCUUUUAAUUUCAAAAGUUCUUUUAGUUCCAAGCCAAACAAUCGGAAAUCAGGUCAGAUGCCUCUUCCACCUGAAGAAUUGAGGUGUCCGAUAUCAUUGCAACUUAUUUAUGAUCCGGUCAUCAUCGCUUCUGGUCAGACAUAUGAAAGGAUUUGCAUUGAGAAAUGGUUCAGUGAUGGGCACAAUACAUGCCCAAAGACUCAACAGAAGCUGUCUCAUCUUUCUUUAACCCCCAAUUAUUGUGUAAAAGGUCUCAUUGCUAAUUGGUGUGAACAGAAUGGAAUUUCUGUUCCAGAUGGUCCCCCAGAGUCUCUGGACCUCAACUAUUGGAGGCUUGCAUUUGAGUCUGAGUCCACUGAUUCAAAAUAUAUGGGUAGUAUUGGCUCUUGCAAGUUGAAGGGUGUCAAGGUGGUUCCUUUAGAGGAGAGUCAUACUAUAAAGGAGGAUGUUGGAAAUGAAACAGAAGAUGUGUCUCCAUUAGAGGAAGAGUCUGAGCUUGAUGUUUUUGAAAGUUAUCAAGAUCUUUUAACCGCCUUGAAUGAAGAGGAAGACUUCAGGAAGAGGUGCAAGGUAGUGGAGCAAAUAAGGCUCUUGCUGAAGGAGGAUGAGGAGGCCAGGAUGUAUAUGGGUGCUAAUGGAUUUGUUGAAGCACUUCUACAUUUUCUGAGCUCAGCUUUGCGUGAAGCGGGUUGUUUGGCUCAGGAAAGUGGAGCCAUGGCUCUCUUCAAUCUUGCUGUCAACAAUAACAGAAACAAGGAAACGAUGUUAACAUCAGGGGUAAUUUCGUUGCUGGAGGAAAUGAUCUCCAAUCCCAGUUCUCAAGGACCUGCGGCAGCCCUGUAUCUGAAUCUCUCCUGCCUUGAAGAAGCCAAGCCUAUUAUUGGAACAAGUCCGGCUGUCUCUUUCUUAACCCAGCUCCUUCGAGCUGAUGUUGAAACCCAAUGUAAGCUUGAUGCCCUCCACGCCCUGUACAAUCUAUCGGGUGUCCAGUCAAAUAUACCGAAACUUAUUUCAGCUGGUAUUAUCAGUGGUCUCCAAUCCCUUCUUGCGGACUCUGGUGACCAGAUGUGGACAGAAAAAUGUAUAGCUGUUUUGAUAAAUUUGGGAUCAAGUAGUUCUGCCAGAGAUGAAAUGAUGUCGAAUUCAAGUCUUAUCAGUGCACUAGCAACAAUUUUGGAGGCUGAACAACCCAUUGAGCAGGAGCAAGCUGUCUCAUGUCUGUAUAUGUUGUGUAACGGGAGCGAGAAAUGCAGUCAGAUGGUCCUCAAGGAAGGGGUGAUUCCGGCAUUGGUGUCUAUUUCCGUCAAUGGCACAUCAAGAGGAAAAGAGAAGGCUCAGAAGCUGUUAAUGCUGUUCCGUGAGCAGAGACAAAGAGACCAAGCACCCCCUGAGCCGGAGGUGCAUCUGUCGGUCGAAAAUAGUGACAAGCCCAUGUCUGUUCCGGAAAGCAAGCCGCUAUGCAAAUCCUUCUCAAGAAGAAAGAUGAGCAAACCUUUUAGGUUUUUAUGGAAGAGCAAAAGCUAUUCUGUUUACCAGUGUUAACUCCCACGGUGCUGUAAAUUUCAGUGUUGUAUCGUCGUUUUAUUCUUUUUGUUUUAUUACUUUUGAAAGAGCGGAAUGUACAGGCCCCCUGUAAUUUAUGGAUUUUGGUUUCGAAUUUACCUUUGAGGUAGGAAAUAUAUGUCUUAUGAAUAUGAUUAAUUCAAGUGGUUAACUCCCGCAUAUA